Mya arenaria is the source of this 948-nucleotide messenger RNA. RefSeq lists its product as uncharacterized. Bases 1 to 948 code for a protein of 315 amino acids. The transcript has a single exon. The record is from RefSeq and is a predicted model, not a curated record. NCBI's taxonomy places the organism in Eukaryota, Metazoa, Mollusca, Bivalvia, Myida, Myidae.
AUGGUGAACAACGUUAUGACUGAUGCUGAAAGGAAACAAGACCUGUGCAAGAAAUUUCCAAAGUGUUUUGAUGGUAUUGGCAACUUAAAAGAUUAUCAGCUUCACAUUCCAGUUGAUAAUGACAUUGAACCAGUUGUACAGCCAUUGAGAAGAGUACCGUAUGGGUUACGAGAGAAGCUUGAGAAGAAAAUAGAUGAGUUAGAAGAGUUGGACAUUAUUGAAAAAGUAAACACAACAAGUAAGUGGGUAAAUCCAAUUGUUGUCGUGCCAAAGAAACAUGAUAUAAGACUUUGUAUUGAUAUGAGAAGAGCCAACGAAGCAGUUAAAAGGGAGAGAUACCCUAUUCCAACAACAGAAGAAGUUUUGCAAGAUCCGAACAACUCGACCGUAUUUUCAAAGCUAAACAUCAAAAUGGCCUACCAUCAAAUUGAAUUGGACCAAGAAUCUCGAGAAAUGACUACAUUCAUGACUCAUAAAGGAAUGUAUCGGUACAAACGUCUUAUGUUUGGGGUCAGCUGUGCUCCUGAGAUGUACAAUAAAGUGAUUGCACAAACAUUGAGUGGUCUAGAAGGUGUGAACAGUAUAUUCGACGACAUUAUUGUACAUGGACGAAGUGAUGAUGAGCAUAAUGCAAGACUUGAAGCAUUGUUCGAACGUCUUGAACAGAAAGGACUUACGUUGAAUCUGGAGAAAUGCCAAUUCAAUAUGACUCAUGUAGAUUUUAUGGGCAUGGUUUUGUCAGACCAUGGAGUAGGUCUUCACGAAAGUAAGGUGAAAGCUGUUCUUGAAUCUAGGCAACCAAAAACUGUAUCAGAAGUGAAGAGUUUCCUAGGUCUCGUCAAUUUUAGUGGACGGUUUAUUCCAAAUCUCGCAUCUAUUGCUGAACCUUUGCGAAAGUUGACCAGAAAAGGACUUCCAUUCAUAUGGGAUGCUGAACAAGAGAACUAA